Molecule: messenger RNA, 1003 nt
Organism: Lolium rigidum
Lineage: Eukaryota; Viridiplantae; Streptophyta; Magnoliopsida; Poales; Poaceae
Product: trihelix transcription factor GT-3b-like
Exons: 2
Coding region: 1-810 (269 amino acids)
Source: RefSeq, a predicted model, not a curated record
AUGGAGGCGGGCGGAGGGUUCAGGGACGAGAGGGUGCCGCAGUGGGGCGCGCAGGAGACGCGGGAGCUCAUCGCGGCGCGCGGGGAGCUGGAGCGGGAGGCCGCCGCGUCCACGGGCCGCAGCGCCAAGACGCUGUGGGAGGCGGUGGCGGACGCGCUACGGGCGCGCGGGUACCGCCGCACCGCCGACCAGUGCAAGUGCAAGUGGAAGAAUCUCGUCAACCGCUACAAGGGGAAAGAAACAUCUGAUCCAGAAAAUGGUAGACACUGCCCCUUCUUCGAAGAAUUACAUGCAGUCUUCACUGAACGUGCUAGAAACAUGCAACGGCAACUCCUUCAGUCUGAAUCAGGAGCUUCAGUUAAAAAGAAACUAAAGAGGCCUAGCGGUGACCGGUCACCUGGGGAGUCUGAUGACGAAGAAGAUGAUGCUGAAGCAACCGAGGACGAGAAACCCAUGAGAAGCAAAAAGCGGAAUGCUGGCGGUGAUAAGGGGCAACAAUCGCAACGAACGGCGGAGAACUCAAGGGCGGGCAGUUCAAGCAUCCACGAUCUGUUGCAGGAUUUCCUGGUGCAGCAACAACACAUGGAUAUGCAGUGGCACGAGACGAUGGAGCGGCGUGCCCAGGAGCGGCUCGUUUUCGAACAGGAAUGGAGGCAGUCGAUGCGGAAGCUUGAGCAGGAGCGGCUGGUGCUGGAGCAUGAGUGGAUACAGAGAGAGGAACAGCGGAGGAUGAGGGAAGAAGCAAGAGCUCAGAAAAGGGAUUCGCUCAUGACCGCCCUGCUGAACAAACUUUUGCAUGAAGAUCUGUAGAAGGCGCGUUGCGCUUCUUUGUCAGCGGAUAGAUAAUGUACUAGACACCAUUUUUUUCUCACCGUGUUUCAUCGAUUCUUUUUAGCUCUUGCAGAUGUUGUUGUCCAGAAGAAAUGAUUCUUGUAGCAUUAGAGGAUUCUUUUCCGAUAUUUUUGUGAGCCAAGUAAUCUUAAUUUAUCGAUUAGUCUUGUAA